AUGGUUGGCGACUGCUGUCUCAUUAUCCUCAUCCUUUUGCUCCCUCCUCUCGGUGUCUUUUUGAUGAAGGGAUGCAACUCUGAUUUCUGGAUCAACGUUUGCUUGACCAUUCUUGGUUAUUUGCCUGGUCACCUGCACGCCUUUUACGUGCUUGUCAAGGACCGAGAACAAAGACAACAACAGCAACAGAUCCCUCCUCCCCCACCUGGCUACGGUGCCGUUCCUACUCAACCACAAUAA
Messenger RNA from Lichtheimia ornata, 240 nucleotides. RefSeq lists its product as uncharacterized. NCBI's taxonomy places the organism in Eukaryota, Fungi, Mucoromycota, Mucoromycetes, Mucorales, Lichtheimiaceae. The transcript has 3 exons. The coding region runs from base 1 to 240 and encodes 79 amino acids. Gene Ontology annotation, cellular component: membrane. The record is from RefSeq and is a predicted model, not a curated record.